AUGGCUCAGUACUUUCUGGACCUACUAUAUACCCUCACAAACUGCAUGAGCUGUUUUCCGGGCUCUCCGCAGCUGAAGAUCAAUAAUCGCAGUUUCAAGAUCUUGCGGUUACUGGGCGAGGGCGGCUUCUCAUAUGUCUACCUCGUUCAAGAUUCCAGUAGUGAAGCCAGCUACGCAUUGAAGAAAAUAAGAUGCCCGUUUGGACAAGAAUCCGUAGCUCAAGCUAUGAAAGAAGUUGAAGCAUAUGCGCUCUUCUCACCACAUCCGAAUAUAAUUCAAAGUGUCGAUUACUGUGUCUCGGCAGAUCGAUCGGAUCCUGGGGCGAAGACCGUAUACAUCCUACUUCCAUAUUACAGACGAGGAAACUUGCAGGAUAUUAUCAAUGCGAACCUAGUCAAUCAUACGAAGUUUCCGGAAAAGAGAUUGAUGGUUUUGUUUUUGGGGGUUCUAAACGCCCUGAAAGCAAUGCAUAACUAUAAGGUCAAGGGAGGCCCAGGAGGUGCGAAUAGUCAGAAUAAGGCGAAAAAUGUAAGGGCGGAUGCGGCGAGGGCAGAUCAAGAGGCAGAAGACGAAGUGGCAUCAAGGAGGGGAAGACAAAGAGACAGGGAGACCGAUUCGGAUAGUGAGCAGCAGGAACCACUUAUGGAUGGCGAAGUUACCAUGAGCCAAGAGGGUAUUGCGCCGGGAGGGGCUAGAGCAUAUGCGCACAGGGAUAUUAAACCAGGGAAUAUCAUGAUCGACGACGACGGCGUGCAGCCAAUCCUCAUGGAUCUCGGAUCGCUGGCUCCCUCACCCACGCCGAUAACAUCGCGGUCACUCGCCCUAGCAGUACAAGACCAAGCAGCGGAACACUCCACCAUGCCCUACCGCGCCCCCGAACUAUUCGACGUGAAAACCGGCAGUACGAUAGACACGAAAGUCGACAUCUGGUCACUCGGCUGUACAUUGUACGCCUGUCUCGUUGGAAAAUCACCCUUCGAGAUGCGCAGCGAUGAGACGGGAGGGAGUCUCAGCAUUUGUGUACUCGGCGGAGAUUGGCGGUUCCCCGACGAAGGCGCCGGUGGAAAAAAGAAGACUACGAACCAACCGGGGCAAAGUGAAGAUAGUGGCAUUAGCGAAAGUAUCCGCGAGGUGGUGCGGAAAUGCUUGAAGGUGGAACCUAGCGAAAGACCGGAUGUGGAGGAAUUGAUGGAGAUUGUUAGUGGAGUCAUUGAUGAAUUACCUGAGGAUGGUCCUUCAUAA
Messenger RNA from Sclerotinia borealis F-4128, 1242 nucleotides. NCBI's taxonomy places the organism in Eukaryota, Fungi, Ascomycota, Leotiomycetes, Helotiales, Sclerotiniaceae. The record is from the annotation of a GenBank genome assembly.